Molecule: messenger RNA, 950 nt
Organism: Bombus impatiens (common eastern bumble bee)
Lineage: Eukaryota; Metazoa; Arthropoda; Insecta; Hymenoptera; Apidae
Product: lymphocyte expansion molecule-like
Exons: 4
Coding region: 156-722 (188 amino acids)
Source: RefSeq, a predicted model, not a curated record
AGUUGCUUGAUAAAUCUUACUAACUCUCUUGAUUGUUUGUUUCAGGGUAUACAAGGAAGUGUCCUUAUUACUACGUGGACAAAAGAAGACGCGAGGGACAGUCUUGCGUGCCAACUUUUGAAUACGAUGGUUUGCGGCCUAGAUUCCGUACUCUAAUGAAACCUUGGACACUGCCAUGCAAUUUGUACGACGUGAGACAUCCAAAAUCUCUUGAAACUUACCUGGAGAAGGUUACUGGAAAAAAAGGACCCUACAAUUUGUUCACAGGGCCAAGGGAUGAAAGCACGAUCAAGGGCUAUUUUGCAACUGUGAAAUUGGAGGAUCAUGGAGACUGGCCCAGAUCGUUGCCAGCAGAAAUGGACAAAUUGUUGCAUAAAUCGUAUUAUUUUAAGGGACGUUGGACCACCUGUCCAAGAUUUCCUAAGGUAUCAGGUACCAGAGCGAUGUUGAAAGAUCUAGCGUUAUGUUACAAAGAUCCAAAGGAACCAGGACCUGGUCAUUACGACCCAAAAUCACCAAGGAAACCAAAAAACACGAAGAAUUAUCCUUUCAAUAUAAACGUUGAAUUUGUCAGGCCUGGUCCAUCUUGGGAAAUUCCUGGCCCAGGAAGGUACAAAAUCAAAGAUACGCGAACUAUAGAAGGAAACGGAUGGACAUUUCUUUUCAAAAGCAAGGCGCCACGGACAGAUUUUAUUAGAAUCCCUACCUACAAUGCUUUUUAAUUUUUCCUCCCAAUUAUUAAACAAAGGAUUACAUUCAAUUUAAAGAUAGCUCACUUCAUCUUCGUGAUUUUCUUCCGGCUGAUACGUAACUGGAAGCUUCAAGAUGGAACCAGUUUCGAUCGUCCUUCCAGGAGGCACGAAAAAUGGUCCAAAUGGAUCUAAUAAACUCACGUCUAUCUUCACGUUUCUAAUUGAAACGAAUACCAAUUUUGAAAUCAUUUUCUUAAA